AAAUUUGGUAUUACUGUUUUUUGGUGCUCCGACGCAAGCAAGCAAGCAAGCGCGUGCACACACGCAUGCAAACACACUCUUCAGCACCCGCUUCUGUCGCUGCGACCAUGAAUGACGAUUCCUAUGAAACGUAUGAGACUCUGUUCCUGUCGGUGGUCGGCUGGGGACCAGGGAUACAUGGGCUCUAGGACACAGCCCUUAACACUGCAAAACUCACAGGCCAUUGGGAAAGAAAGACUCAGAAAGCAGCUUCAUCCAGAAAAAUAUGGGCUCUGCCAGUCUAAGACCUCAAGUGAUGAUGAAACCUCGAGCAAGGACACCAUCUUCAAUCCUGAACCAGUCAUUGCCCACUGCUUCAAGCAGUUCAAGCAGAAGGCUUUCCACCAGCCUCAGAGCCGCCGGCGGAUCAUCACCUUGCCUCAAAACGAGGAUCCAAUACCCAUCAAUCUCAUGGCCCAAGCCCAGACUCCCCCACAGCCAAUAUCCAGCUUCAAAGUCCUGGGAGCCGGGGAUAUCCUGGGGCAGCCAGACGAUGCAAAGACCUGGCUCAGCCAGAGACUGAAGCUUCGGCAGAACCUGGAGUCAUUCGGCGACACCGAGAAGUGGCUGCAGAACAAGCCUUGCCUCACCCCUUCAGAGGCCAAGGUCUUAAACAUGAUCCAAAAGGAGCAUGAAGCCCAUUUGCUGGCCUGUCUGACUCCUACCAGAGCCACCAAGAAGAGCCCCCGGCCUUCCCGCCGAACUGUGCCCCAGCUCCGACUGCCCAAGCCUUCUGCCUUGACCACCUUGUACUCGUACCUGCGCAGCCGCAAGAUCAAGAUCCUGGAGAUAUUCGGCAAGGUGGACUGGGGUGAGAACCAGAGGAUCUCUAGGGAGGAGUUCAUGGCGGCUCUGAAGGCGGUUGGAGUCCCUCUGAAAAACCAGGAGAUGGAGGAUGUUGUAAUCUAUCUCAGCUCUCUGGGAAAAUGCAACAACAUUACCACGGAUAUCCUAGCGAACACCUACAAGCAGUGGUCUUUGGGUGAGCAGAGAAGCACCCUGUCGACUGCGAGGGAGUAUUAUAGAUCCACCAAGCACAGAGGUUCCCUCCAGAGUGCAUCCAAGAACCAGGUGGAUUUGGCCCCACAGCCUUGCAAGAUGGACCUGCUGACUGUGCCCCUAGUUGACACCCACAUGGAGGCACGGCCCAUGACUCUGGAGGAGAUGGAGGACGUUGGCAAGCGGUACCGCGAGAGGAAGCGGCAGCACAAGCUCAAGAUCCCCUCCAUCCAGUACCUGGAGCGGUGCCGCCUGGUGCGCAGUGGGAAUAAGCACUUUGAUGAGCACUGUCUCCCGUCCACCCUGCACGGGGAGAUGAGGGAGCUCGUCGACAUAUCCCGCAGGGACAACUUUCUGGUCUACCUGCAGUGCCACAAGCUCUGUGAGUACUACGGCCUCCCGCUGACGGAGGACAUCCUCAUGAAAGCCCUGCUGUACCCAGGAGACAAGAUCAUUUUCCAGAAGGACCAGGUGCGCCCGAUCCGGCAGCCGGGAGGCUACUACUCAGACUUGAAGAUCUUCACUCCAAAUCUGGCCCUGCUCAAGCUCCAGGGCUUCAGCGAGGCUCUAGCUAAGAAGGCUGACAAGAAAACACUGAAGAAAGUCAAAAAGAUACACUUUAAGGAGUUUGAGGAGUUCACCAGGAAGCUGCAAGUGAAGAGCCCCAGAGGUCGACAGCGAACUCACCCCAAUUUCUUCUGGCCGGGGCACCUCCUGGACAAGCUGCAGCUCUACCUGCCCACUGUGGCUAUGGACCGGAGCCUGGCACUCUUCAGUUGUGUCCAACCCCAGCCCCAUGCCUACUCAGCCACCUACCACCCUGACCACUGGUGGCCCAUUGGGAACAUGAACUACAUGACCUAUGGCUAUUACGAUGCCCCCAAAGUCUACUACAUCAACUAGAGUGACCAAGGUGUUGUGGGAUCCAGCCAUCCUGGGACUGUGACCAGUGUCUCUAGCAACCUGGGGCCAUAGUCACCGGGGAAGUGUCAAGAGCCAGAUAAAAGAAGUCAUUUCAGUGGAAUGGCCUGGAACCAGCUCUAGCUAGAGCAAAAGCAUCCAGUGUCUCAGAAGGCAGAUGUAACCCA
Molecule: messenger RNA, 2126 nt
Organism: Neogale vison (American mink)
Lineage: Eukaryota; Metazoa; Chordata; Mammalia; Carnivora; Mustelidae
Gene: EFCAB12
Product: EF-hand calcium binding domain 12
Exons: 10
Coding region: 112-1941 (609 amino acids)
Molecular function (GO): calcium ion binding
Source: RefSeq, a predicted model, not a curated record